Molecule: messenger RNA, 2801 nt
Organism: Sciurus carolinensis (gray squirrel)
Lineage: Eukaryota; Metazoa; Chordata; Mammalia; Rodentia; Sciuridae
Gene: Ccr2
Product: C-C motif chemokine receptor 2
Exons: 2
Coding region: 332-1447 (371 amino acids)
Biological process (GO): chemotaxis; G protein-coupled receptor signaling pathway; immune response
Cellular component (GO): membrane; cytoplasm
Molecular function (GO): C-C chemokine receptor activity
Source: RefSeq, a predicted model, not a curated record
AGAGCUGGAACUUUCUGUCUUGAAAUCUUUUCCUCUAGUCCACAUAUGGGACAAUUCAGGUUCUGGAACAAAAUGUGCUUCUUGCCUCCACUCAGGAGGUCCACUGAAGCUGAAGGGAGGAAUUUCUUUUUCUGAGCGGUAACGGCUCCCUACCAGUCCUGGACAAUCUGUCCUGAUGCUUGAAAUGACACCUAGGACAGUGCUACUAUAGUAGAAGCCCGGUGCUAGCUAGUUGUGGUGAAGUUUAAAUUAAUUAAUGUGCACUCUGUAGUUAACACAGCACCUGCAAUUUCAGGAGCACUAAAGUUGGAAGUCUUCAGAACAGGAGAAAAUGGAAGACAAGCACACGUUACCCCAGUUCAUCCAGAAUAUAUUAUCCACAUCUCACUCUCUGUUUAUGAGAAGUAUUAAAGGAAGCAAUGAAGAAUUCACCACCACCUAUGACUAUGACUACAGCCUUCCCUGUUACAAACCAGACGUGAAGUACAUCGGAGCCCGGCUCCUGCCCCCGCUCUACUCGCUGGUGUUCAUCUUCGGUGUCGUGGGCAACCUGCUGGUCGCCCUCAUCCUGAUCAACUGCAAAAAGCUGAAGAGCAUGACUGACGUCUACCUGCUCAAUCUGGCCAUCUCUGACCUGCUUUUCCUUCUCACCCUCCCAUUCUGGGCUCACUAUGCUGCAAACGAAUGGAUCUUCGGAGAUGUCAUGUGUAAAUUAUUCACGGGGCUGUAUCAAAUCGGUUAUUUUGGAGGAAUCUUUUUCAUCAUCCUCCUGACCAUCGAUAGGUACCUGGCUAUUGUCCAUGCUGUGUUUGCUUUAAAAGCAAGGACAGUCACUUUCGGGGUGGUGACCAGUGUGAUCACCUGGGUGGCGGCCAUGUUUGCUUCUGUCCCAGGAAUCAUCUUUACUAGAUUUCAAGAAGAAAAUAACUCCUGUGGCCCACAUUUUCCAUUAAGAUGGAAGAAUUUCCAUACAAUAAUGAGGAAUGUCUUAAGUCUGGUGCUGCCACUGCUCGUCAUGAUCAUCUGCUACUCCGGGAUCCUGAGAACCCUGCUUCGGUGUCGGAACGAGAAGAAGCGGCACAAGGCUGUGAGGCUCAUCUUUGUGAUCAUGAUUGUCUACUUUCUUUUCUGGGCUCCCUACAACAUCGUCCUCCUCCUGACCACCUUCCAGGAACUCUUUGGCCUGAGUAACUGUGAGAGCAGCAGUCGGCUGGACCGAGCCAUGCAGGUGACGGAGACUCUCGGGAUGACACACUGCUGCAUCAACCCCAUCAUCUAUGCCUUCGUCGGGGAGAAGUUCAGAAGGUAUCUCUCGGUGUUCUUCAGAAAGCACAUCGCCAAGCGCCUCUGCAAACAAUGUCCAGUUUUCUACAGGGAGACAGCAGAUCGAGUGAGCUCCACAUACACCCCUUCCACUGGGGAGCAGGAUGUCUCCGUUGGUUUGUGAAAUGAGUGACAAUUUGCUUGUUGUAUUUUAAGGGAGAAAACAAUCCUUGUGUAAUCAAGCCUCUGUUGAAGAAGAGAGACCUAAAAAUCAGGCACCCACGAACCUCAGGGCCAUACCAGGAGUGACUCCUAUCACUCUUUGCAUCUCUAAUGCACGCUCAGGGAAUAUUCCAGAACAACUGUGGGUGGAGACUUUGGCUGCUGUUCCUGCCUCCUGGUGCCUUCUUUCCCCACAGUCCUUAUCAUGUCACUCUUGGCUGUACAAUUGUCACCACUCCAAAAGACAAUUUGUGAAGGUCCAGGGGAAUAGACCAAGGGACAAUAUGAAGGAAACUGCAUACACAUACACCCUCAGAUGGUCACAGAAGAGGAAUAGCAAGAGGUGGGGACACUGGGUCAUGUCCUUAGGGACAAGGAGACUGGAGACAGAAGUGACAGAGGCCCCUGCAUUGAAAAUCACACAUCUUGACCUGCAACUCUCAGUGUCUCAAUUGCCAGGCAGGGUAAGCCUAGAUGAGAAAGAUUCUAGAUGGGUUGGGAACAAAUGUUUCACAGUCUACCUUCCAGAGUCUUAUUUUUUGAUACAGUCAUAGAGUUCAGACAUUUUUUUAAAUAGAAAAAAAAUAAGACUGAAAAUUAUGACUUGGAAACAUGAUGAAGCAUUCUUUUAAGAGUUAUCUAUUUUCCCACACCUGAAAAUAUUAUAUUAGUUAAGAGUGACAACUCUGACUAGCUUAAAAACUCAGAGCCUGCUAUGUGUUUGGGGGACUGGGGAGCAGACACGCAUGGCUCCUGGCUGGCAGGGACUUGGGGUCUAGGUCUGUGGGUGUCCAAGCAGGAGAAUCAUCUGGAUCAUAGCACAUACUCCACAGUGGCUGUCUCUACCGUGGCUUCAUUCUCUCAGGCUUGUUGCCCCGAAUCUGUUUUCUGUCAUGAUGAAGUUAUGGAUUUAAACAUUUUCAAGUGCUUCAGUGCCUUGCAGAUGACCUUGCUGAUAACAAGUUGUCCCCUUUGGGCCAGAGGGAACUCCUAAAUCAAGUGAGCUCCUAAUCUGAGCUCUAAAGUAAAGGACGGGUUUGGAGAAGCUUGCUUGAGUGAGCAUGGGCCUUCCUCCUGGUUGGACCACAUUAAAGAUGCUCUUACCUGUCACCUGGUGCGUUACUGAUCUGAUGGAAACAAGAAACACUGGAACCAGGCAACUCGGGAGCUGGAAGUUACUAAUGUAUAAUAACUUCAUUUUACCACAUAGCUAGAGAUUUCUGGAAGGUGGGGCAAUUGGGGGGGAAUGUCACCUUCAGAUAUCCUAACAAAUGCAUAUGACUUGAUUUCGAUGAUGAUCAAAUGUAAAUAUUGGA